Triticum turgidum subsp. durum (durum wheat) is the source of this 1263-nucleotide messenger RNA. Lineage: Eukaryota; Viridiplantae; Streptophyta; Magnoliopsida; Poales; Poaceae. The record is from the annotation of a GenBank genome assembly.
AUGUUACAUAGUUAUUUCGAUGGGGUCAUGGAUGUCCUUAGUUCCUUCGCAGUGAGGCUGAAUAAUGCUUCUUGUCAUGAAAUAGUUCCGGUAUCCUUCUUCCCGCCCUCUCUUUGCAGUACUUCAGUUGAGCUCCUCUGCACUCAGCUGUCAGCUCCUGGCUUCCGAAAGGCAGCAGCAUAUUACGGGCCUACUCCAAUGGGGCGAUCGCUAUGCUGUGACAAGGUCGGCCUAAAGAAAGGUCCAUGGACGCCGGAGGAGGACGAGAAGCUUCUUGCCCACAUCGAGGAGCAUGGGCACGGGAGCUGGCGUGCAUUGCCCUCCAAGGCCGGUUUGCAGAGGUGCGGCAAGAGCUGCAGACUGAGAUGGACCAACUACUUGCGGCCGGACAUCAAGAGGGGCAAGUUCAGCUUGCAGGAAGAACAGACCAUCAUCCAGCUUCAUGCUCUUCUCGGCAACAGGUGGUCUGCCAUCGCGACGCACCUGUCGAGGCGCACCGACAACGAGAUCAAGAACUACUGGAACACCCACCUCAAGAAGAGGCUGGCCAAGAUGGGGAUCGACCCCGUCACCCACAAGGCCGCCAGCGGAGCUCCCGUGGGCACCGCAGACGACGUCAGAUCAGCCAAGGCCGCGGCGAGCCUGAGCCACAUGGCCCAGUGGGAGAGCGCCCGGCUCGAGGCCGAGGGGCGCCUGGCUCGAGAAUCCACGAUGCGCGCAGCAGCCUCCAGGCCAACCUCAGUCCCUCUGCACCCAAUAAACCUGCCAGAGCCUGCCGCCUCCCCGUGCCUCGGCCUGCUGCAGCCAUGGCAGGGCGCCGCGAAGCUCGACCUGGAGUCACCCACCUCCACGCUGACGUUCAUCGGUAACAAUAACAGCGUCAGCCUUGGGAUAUCCGAGGGCGACCCCACGACGUGGAGGUUGAGAGGCGAUGAUCCGGAGCGCGAAGAGGACAGUGCGCGCAGGUUCCUCCGCCAGCAGCAGAUGCAAGGGCUGGAAGGCGCGGAGAGGGGAGACGAGCACAUCAUUGGCUGCGGUGAGGAGCCGUGGUUCCAAGAAACCGUUGGCGUCGGGGCCGGCCUCACAGACGUGCUGCUUGCUGGAUCUGGUGUCGGUGCGCACGGUGCACUGGAGUGCUGGGGCGAGUCCGGCAAUGGCCAGGCCGAGCACGGCGGCCAGGUCUCGGGCGACGGAGAGAGCAGCAGCAGCUACUGGAGCGGCAUCCUCGGCAUGGUGGUCAGCUCGGAGCCGCCAUUUCUCUAG